CUACAGUGCAGUUUUCCAUUCAGGGGAACAUAUCCCGUGACAAUAACGGACUCCUCCAGGCACUCCAAGACAUCUGAGCCUUCAGCCGGGAGUGCUCUUGGAUCACAAGCUUGAAGUUUGCGUCUGAAGAGCUCAUUGGAAAGGAAGAGUUUUAUUGCGGGUGAGGCACGUUUAACGGCGCUUCAGGAGUCGCACAGCAGGGGCCAAUGGGAGUGUGGAAGCUGGCCAAGGUGGUGCUUGGAUGGGCUGCGAUCUGGUGGGCCGCGGUCCAUUCGGCGCAGGCGCAAGGAGAUGGAGACAUCCAGGCCAGUCGAUUCACUGGAAAACCUGAGGGGGAGGUGCAACAGAGGGUCCGUCGGAGAGGCCAGGAGUCCCUCAGGGGGCCCAACGUAUGCGGUUCCCGCUUCCACUCCUAUUGUUGUCCAGGAUGGAAAACUCUUCCUGCAGGAAACCAGUGUAUAGUUCCGAUCUGUAGGAACUCGUGUGGGGAUGGCUUUUGCUCAAGGCCAAAUAUGUGUACCUGCUCUAGUGGUCAUCUUGCCCCUAGCUGUGGUGCGGCCGCAGUCCAGUCCUGCAGCGUCAGAUGCAUGAAUGGAGGGGUCUGUAAUGAAGAUGCCUGCUCUUGUCAGAAAGGCUACACAGGAACGCACUGUGGACAGCCUGUGUGUGAGACUGGAUGUCAAAAUGGCGGCCGUUGUAUUGGACCCAACAGAUGUGCCUGUGUCUACGGUUUUACUGGACCGCAGUGCGAGAGAGACUACCGGACCGGGCCAUGCUUCACACAAGUCAACAACCAGAUGUGCCAAGGUCAGUUGAGCGGCAUUGUGUGCACCAAGACGUUGUGUUGUGCAACCAUCGGGCGAGCAUGGGGUCACCCAUGUGAGAUGUGCCCUGCCCAACCCCACCCUUGCCGAAGAGGUUUCAUACCCAACAUCCGCACUGGUGCUUGCCAAGAUGUGGACGAGUGUCAGGCCAUCCCAGGACUAUGCGCUGGAGGAAACUGCAUUAACACCGUGGGCUCCUAUGAGUGUAAAUGUCCCGCAGGUCACCGGCAAAGUGAGACCAACCAGAAGUGCGAAGAUAUCGAUGAAUGCGCAACCAUAUCCGGAGUGUGCGACGGUGGGGAAUGUACCAACACCGCAGGCAGCUACGUGUGCACCUGUCCGCGGGGAUACGUCACCAGCGCAGACGGCUCCAGAUGUGUCGAUCAUCGGGUCGGUGCGUGUUUCUCGUCUUUAGCGAACGGCCGCUGUGCGAGCGAACUGUCCGGUCAGUACACCAAGAUGCAGUGCUGUUGCGACACGGGCCGCUGCUGGGCCCUCGGACACAUCCCAGAGAUGUGCCCCGUCAGAGGAUCAGAUGAAUACAGGCGACUGUGCAUCCAGAGGCUUCCGUUUGCCACCGGUAACGGCGGCAUCAUCCACGACGGCAACGGCGGUCUGAACAUCGGCGGCUACGGCAAAGGUCCCUCGCACAACGGAAACGGCGGCGGCUACAUUUAUGGCGGCGAUCACACCAUCGGAAACGGCAAUGGCGGCAACGGCGGCCAGAAGAUUCAGAUCAGCCUGCUGAACGAGACGACGAUUGACGUGUGCAAGCAUUUUACCAACCUGUGCCUGAACGGCCGCUGCGUUCCCACGCCGACCAGCUACCGCUGCGAAUGCAACAUGGGAUACAGGCAGGACGUGCGCGGGGAGUGCAUCGAUGUGGACGAGUGCAUCAGUAACCCCUGUGUGAAUGGAGACUGUGUCAACACACAAGGAUCGUAUCACUGUAAAUGUCACGAGGGAUACCAGGGAACUCCCACCAAACAGGCCUGCAUUGACAUUGACGAGUGUAUCGUGAACGGCGUUAUGUGCCGUAACGGACGCUGCGUGAACACAGAUGGAAGUUUCCAGUGCAUCUGUAAUGCUGGCUUUGAAAUCAGUCCUGAUGGGAAGAACUGCGUCGAUCAUGAUGAAUGUGCCACCACCAACAUGUGCCUCAACGGCAUGUGCAUAAACGAAGACGGGAGCUUCAAGUGUAUCUGCAAACCUGGAUUUGCUUUGGCGCCCAACGGACGCUACUGCACUGACAUUGACGAAUGCCAGACCUCGGGCAUCUGUAUGAACGGUCGCUGCGUGAACACAGAAGGCUCUUUCCGCUGCGAGUGCCCGCCAGGGCUGGCCAUCGACGUGGAUGGCCGCGUCUGCGUGGACACCCACAUGCGCACCACCUGCUACGGCGCAAUAAAGAUGGGCACGUGUUCGCGUCCAUUCCCCGGGGCGGUGACCAAGUCGGAAUGCUGCUGCGCCAACCCAGAACACGGCUUCGGAGAACCCUGCCAACCCUGCCCGGCGUUCAACUCCGCCGAGUUUCAGGCGGUGUGCAGCAGCGGACCUGGAAUCACUGCAGACGGACGAGACAUCAACGAAUGCGCUUUGGAUCCAGACAUCUGUCAAAAUGGGAUCUGCGAGAACUUGCGCGGGAGCUACCGUUGCAUCUGUAACAUCGGCUACGAGUCCGAUGCUAGCGGCAAGAAUUGCGUGGACAUUAACGAGUGUUUGGUGAAUCGGUUGUUGUGCGACAAUGGCAUGUGUAGAAACACGCCCGGAAGUUACACUUGCUCUUGCCCCAAAGGAUUCUCUUUCAAAGCUGACUCUGAGACUUGCGAAGACAUCAACGAAUGCGACUCCAACCCUUGCAUCAACGGCAUGUGCCGCAACGUAGCCGGUUCUUUCAACUGCGAAUGUUCCCACGGCAGCAAGCUGGACUCCACCAACACCAUCUGCGUAGACAGCAUGAAAGGAACCUGCUGGCUAAACAUCCAGGACAGCCGCUGUGAGGUGAAUAUAAACGGGGCCACGCUGAAGUCCGAAUGCUGCUCUACGCUGGGGGCGGCCUGGGGAAGCCCUUGUGAACACUGCGAAAUUGAUCCAGCCUGUUCGAAAGGUUUUGCGCGCAUGAAGGGACUUGUGUGUGAAGAUAUUAACGAGUGUGAGGUGUUUCCCGGCGUGUGCACUAACGGACGCUGUGUGAACACGCAAGGCUCGUUCCGAUGCGAGUGUCCGGAGGGACUUACGCUGGACGGAGCCGGACGAACAUGUGUUGAUAUCAGAAGCGAGCAGUGUUAUAUGAAAUGGGACGAGGACGAGUGCGUGGAGCCAUUACUGGGCCGGUAUCGUGUGGAUAUGUGCUGCUGUACAGUGGGAGCGGCAUGGGGCGUGGACUGUGAGGCCUGUCCCAAACCAAACACGCCCGAAUUCAAAACCAUCUGCCCGCGGGGACCCGGAAUCGCCAACCGAGGAGACAUCCUGACAGGACGACCUUUCUACAAAGAUGUGAAUGAAUGUAAGGUCUUCAAAGGCCUGUGCACUCACGGGACGUGCCGAAACACCAUCGGGAGCUUCAAAUGCCGCUGUGACAGCGGUUUCGCCCUCACCAUGGAGGAGAGGAACUGCACAGAUAUCGACGAGUGCACCAUCUCUCCGGACCUGUGCGGACACGGCGUCUGCGUCAACACGCCCGGCAGCUUCGAGUGCGAGUGUUUCGAGGGCUACGAGAGCGGCUUCAUGAUGAUGAAGAACUGCAUGGACAUCGACGAAUGCGAGAGGGAGCCCCUGCUGUGCCGCGGCGGCACGUGUCUGAACACAGAGGGCAGUUAUGAGUGCGACUGUCCUCCGGGACACCAGCUGAGUCCAGAAGCUUCAGUCUGUGAAGAUGUGAACGAGUGUCAGCUCAGUGAUAACCUGUGUAGGAACGGUCAGUGUGUGAACAUGGUGGGCACCUAUCAGUGCUCCUGUGACAUGGGAUACCAGGUGACGCCCGACAGACAGGGCUGCGUGGAUAUCGACGAGUGCACCAUCAUGAACGGCGGCUGCGAUACUCACUGUACGAACUCUGAGGGCAGUUACGAAUGCAGCUGCAGCGAAGGUUACGCGCUCAUGCCCGACCUCAGGACCUCUUUUCAUGAUAUUGUAAUGUUUUAUUUAUUUAUUUAUGUCAACGAAUGUGAUCUGAAUCCUAACAUCUGUCUGCACGGCGACUGUGAAAACACGAAAGGCUCUUUCAUCUGCCACUGUCAGCUGGGAUACUUCGUCAAGAAGGGCUCCACCGGAUGCACAGAUGUCGAUGAGUGUGAGAUCGGCGCUCAUAACUGCGACAUGCACGCCGCCUGCGUCAACGUCCCGGGGAGCUUCAAGUGCCGCUGCCGCGACGGCUGGGAGGGCGACGGGAUCAAGUGCGUCGAUGUGGACGAGUGCGUGACUGAAGAACACAACUGUAACCCGAACGCCGAGUGCAUGAACACGCCGGGAUCGUACCGCUGCUCCUGUAAAGAGGGAUUCAACGGCGACGGAUUCACCUGCUCCGACAUGGACGAGUGUGCGGAUAACGUGAAUCUGUGUGAGAACGGUCAGUGUCUGAACGCACCGGGAGGAUAUCGCUGCGAGUGUGAGAUGGGCUUCACCCCGACUGAAGAGUCACACACACACACACACAGAGACAUCGACGAGUGUAACUUCCAGAACAUCUGUGUGUUCGGAUCGUGUCAGAACCUGCCGGGAAUGUUUCGCUGUGUGUGUGACUACGGAUACGAGCUGGACCGUAGCGGAGGAAACUGCACAGAUAUAAACGAGUGUUUCGACCCGGUGAACUGCAUCAACGGCGUGUGUGUGAAUCUGCCCGGCAGCUACCUGUGCAACUGCCCGCCGGACUUCGAGCUCAACCCGUCGGGCGUGGGCUGUGUCGACACUCGUGUGGGGAACUGCUUCCUGGACACUCUGGACCGCGGUGACGGAGGCAUCUCCUGCAGCGCUGAGAUCGGGGUGGGAGUGACCCGCGCCUCCUGCUGCUGCUCGCUGGGGGGAGCCUGGGGAAACCCCUGCGAACUCUGCCCGCCCAUCAACUCCACUGAGUACAAAACCCUGUGUCCCGGAGGAGAGGGCUUCCGGCCCAAUCCCAUCACCGUCAUCCUGGAGGACAUCGACGAGUGCCAGGAGCUGCCGGGUCUGUGUCAGGGGGGAAACUGCGUCAACACCUUCGGCAGCUUCCAGUGCGAGUGUCCCGCCGGAUACUACCUCAACCAGGAGACGCGCAUCUGCGAAGAUAUUGAUGAAUGCACGGCGCACAUCGGCAUCUGCGGUCCAGGAACCUGCUACAACACGCUGGGGAACUACACCUGCGUCUGUCCUCCCGAGUACAUGCAGGUGAACGGAGGAAACAACUGCAUGGAUAUGAGAAAGAGCGUGUGCUAUCGCAACUUCAACGACACCUGCGAGAACGAGCUGUCCUUCAACAUGACCAAGAAGAUGUGCUGCUGCUCGUAUAACGUGGGCAAAGCCUGGAACAGACCCUGCGAGGCCUGUCCCACGCCGGCCACAUCCGAGUACCAGCUGUUGUGUGGAAAUCAGGCUCCCGGGUUCAUCAUCGACAUUCACACCGGAAAACCCAUCGAUAUCGACGAGUGCCGCGAGAUCCCAGGAAUCUGCGCGAACGGCGUCUGCAUCAACCAGAUCGGCAGUUUCCGCUGCGAGUGUCCCAUGGGCUUCAGCUACAACAACAUCCUGCUCAUCUGCGAAGAUAUGGACGAGUGCAACAGCGGCGACAGCCUGUGCCAACGCAACGCUAACUGCAUCAACAUCCCCGGCAGCUACCGCUGCGAGUGUUCGGCCGGCUUCAAGCUGUCGCCCAGCGGAGCCUGCGUCGACCGUAACGAGUGUCAGGAGAUCCCGAACGUCUGCAGUCACGGCGAGUGCAUCGACACUCAGGGCAGCUUCCGCUGUCUGUGCCACAACGGCUUCAAGACCACGCCGGACCAGACCAUGUGCAUGGAUAUCGACGAGUGCGACAGACAGCCGUGUGGAAACGGUACAUGUAAAAACACUGUGGGCUCCUACAACUGCCUGUGCUUCCCCGGCUUCGAGCUCACGCACAACAACGACUGCAUGGAUAUCGACGAGUGCAGCGUUCACGCCAGUCAGGUGUGCAGGAACGGCCAGUGCAUCAACAGCAUGGGCUCCUUCAGGUGUCUGUGUCUGGAUGGCUAUAACCUGACGCCGGACGGCAAGAACUGCGUCGAUAUUAACGAGUGCGUGACGCUGCCGGGAGCCUGUCAGCCGGGGACCUGUCAGAACCUGGACGGCUCGUUCCGCUGCAUCUGUCCGCUCGGAUACGAGGUGCAGAACGACAAGUGUGUGGAUAUCAACGAGUGCAGCGUGGAGCCCAGCAUCUGUCAGUUCGGCUCGUGUAAAAACACUGCGGGCAGCUUCCAGUGCAUCUGUCAGCCUGGCUUCGUUCUGUCCGACAACGGCCGCCGCUGCUUCGACACGCGCGAGAGCUUCUGCUUCACGCGGUUUGAAGCGGGCAAAUGCUCCGUCCCCAAACCGCUCAACACCACCAAAGCCAAGUGCUGCUGCAGCCUGCUGCCGGGCGAGGGAUGGGGCGACCCCUGCGAACUGUGUCCGCGAGAGACCGAGGCUGCGUUUCUCACGUUGUGUCCCUACGGUCACGAAGCCGUCCCGAGACCCGAAGGACGAGAGGACAUGAACGAGUGCGUGGAGAACCCGGGCAUCUGCGGAAACGGCUUGUGCAUCAACACGGACGGCUCGUUCCGCUGCGAGUGUCCCUUCGGAUACAACCUCGACUUCACCGGCGUCAACUGCGUGGAUACGGACGAGUGCUCGAUCGGAAACCCCUGUGGAAACGGGACGUGCUCAAACGUUCCUGGUGGGUUUGAAUGUUCCUGUCAGGACGGCUUCGAACCCGGACCCAUGAUGACCUGUGAAGACAUCAACGAGUGUGUGAUGAACCCGCUGCUCUGUGCUUUCCGCUGCGUCAACACCUUCGGCUCGUACGAGUGCAUGUGUCCGACGGGAUACGUGCUGCGCGACGACAACCGGAUGUGCCGAGACCAGGACGAGUGCGCUGAAGGGCUGGACGACUGCGCCUCCAGAGGAAUGGCCUGCAAAAACCAGAUCGGCACCUUCAUGUGUAUCUGUCCUCCCGGCAUGACGCGCCGCCCCGACGGAGAUGGAUGCAUGGACCUGAACGAGUGCCGCAGCAAGCCGGGAAUCUGCAAGAACGGCCGCUGUGUCAACACGGUGGGAAGCUACCGCUGCGAAUGUAACGAGGGUUUUGAGUCGAGCUCCACAGGCACCGAGUGCAUCGAUAACAGGAAGGGCUUCUGUUUCACGGAGGUCCUGCAGACGAUGUGCCAGCAGUCGUCCACCAACCGAAACACCGUCACGAAGUCGGAGUGCUGCUGUAACGGCGGCCGCGGCUGGGGAUCGCUGUGUGAACUCUGUCCUCUGCCCGGAACCAUCCAGUACAAGAAGAUGUGUCCGCUCGGACCCGGAUACACCACUGACGGCAGAGACAUCAACGAGUGUGACGUGAUGCCUAACCUGUGUAAGAAUGGCCAGUGCAUCAACAGCGUCGGCUCCUUCCGCUGCCAUUGCAACGUGGGUUACACCGAUGACUUUACUGGCACUUCCUGUGUUGAUAUGGACGAGUGCUCUCAGUCGCCCAAACCAUGUAACUUCCUGUGCAAAAACACUGAAGGCAGUUACCUGUGCUCGUGUCCCAGAGGAUAUAUCCUACAGCCUGAUGGGAAGGCCUGCAAAGACUUGGACGAGUGCUCAACCAAGCAACACAACUGUCAGUUCCUGUGCGUCAACACGAUCGGUGGCUUCACCUGUAAAUGCCCCUCAGGCUUCACGCAGCACCAGACGGCAUGCAUAGACAACAACGAAUGCAGCAAUCAGCCAAACGUAUGCGGCUCCCGCGCCUCCUGCCUCAACACCCCCGGCAGCUUCAACUGUGAGUGUCAGAAGGGCUUCUCUCUGGACACCACGGGAAUCAACUGCAACGACGUCGAUGAAUGUGGUGGAAACCACCGGUGCCAGCACGGCUGCCAGAACAUGCUGGGAGGAUAUCGCUGUGGAUGCCCGCAAGGUUACGUUCAGCACUACCAGUGGAACCAGUGUGUGGAUGAGAACGAAUGUGCCGGAAAUCAAGCCUGUGGGUCUGCGUCUUGCUAUAACACUCUGGGCAGCUAUAAAUGCAUGUGCCCGUCAGGUUUCGACUUUGAGCUCUCUGCUGGCAGCUGCCAGGAUGUUAAUGAAUGUGCCUUGAACAAUAACCCCUGCAGCUAUGGCUGCUCCAACACAGAUGGCGGCUACUUGUGCGGAUGUCCUGGAGGCUUCUACCGAGCAGGACAAGGGCACUGCAUCACAGGAGUGGGCUUCCAGGGUCAGUUUGGCUCGGAGGGUGAGGAUGACGAAGAGUCACUGUCACCGGAGGCCUGCUAUGAAUGCAAGAUCAAUGGUGACCUUGGAAAGAAAGGCCGCCAUAGGCGUAAUGCUGGCGAUAAUGAGCUCAAGGAGACGGUGAGUAUGGCCAGCAUGGAUGUUCAGACCUCCAUCCCAAUGAACCUUAGUCUGGCGCAGCUGCAAAACAAGGAACCCCUACUUGAGUUGCUUCCAGCCCUGGAGCCGCUUGAGCACCACGUGCGCUACGUCAUAACGCACGGAAACCAGGGUGAACACUUCCGCAUCCUGGAGCGUCGCGACGGAAAGAGUGUUCUGCGGCUGGGCCGAAAGCCACCCCCUCCAGGUUUGUUCCGCCUGGAGAUCGCCAGCUUGCGUAUGUUCGGUCCGCGCAAACUUCAGCAAAUAGAGGACCAGCACGACAGCGACUACUUGCUGGGCGAGAUCGGCGACGCACUGCGCAUCAAGUUGCACAUCCACCUGCACUGAGACUGACCCUUGACCCUGUGCCCUUCACUGCAGGGCGUUGGCUCUGAGAGACUGUGUCCAUUUAUCGCCAUGUUUUGGGUUUGUUCUUAUUUGCCGUCCUUUCAUGUUUUCAUGUCAGCCCCCACCGAUUCCGCCAGGUUGGGUGGAAUAUGUACAUAUACCACCUUAAAUUAGCAGGAGUGCGUUAGCACUAGCAUUAGCACCCAAUCAGACAUAUUAGUCGUAAGGACGAUUUAAUUUUAAUACGGCUUUUACAGUUGUAAACUGUCAAAAUUAUCAUAAAAUGACAUUUCAGUCUUUAGUGCACAUAAAAACGAUGCAUUAUAGAUGAAGAAAAAUAUAAUGACCGUUCACUCACCUCGAUGUCUCAGUGCAAACUGGGGUCAACAUUUAUUCCAGUCAGUAUUUAGAGUCAUUUGUCAAGUAUUGUACUAUUUUUGAAGAAAAGAAAAAAAAAAGGUGACACAAAGGACUGCAACAAUUUUUCAGGUUUAAACAGUCGAGGGUUCAAACAGCUUAUGGUUCUCGAGACUGAAAUAUGUCUUUUUACAUAAGAUUUUUGGGACUUUCUGGAGUGUUUGCAUGAGCUGCCACAUCGCUUUACCUCAUUUUACACACAUAGACAAGAACACACACAUAUAUGUGUGGCAGUUAAGACAGGAGUGGUGCUAAAUGCUCAAAAUUCGCACUGGGCCUCCUCUGCGUAUUUAAUCAGGGAAAUUUCAUUCCAAAAAUGGCAACAACUGUCCAAAGGGUUUUCGAAUAUGCAUGUGAUGUUGCACAAACUUGGCAUUCACAUUUGAACCAUUUUCUUCUCCAUGCUUGUGUGCUCUUGUCGGUGUAUUUGAAAAAGACGCGCUUCGCAAACAGAGCACAUACGAAUGGAGAACUGGAAGCCUGCUGGGUAAACCAACCAGAGGCCAUUUUUGAUUGCAGCUGGAAACGUGCAGUCUCAAUGGUACAUAAGGAUUGUUUGGCAAGCCGUCCUCCAAAACACUCCAGAUAUGGACAUGCAAACACACAUUUUCAACUUUCAAGUGUGGGAACAUUGACAAACCAACCCUCGUUUCUUAGUUUCUCAGUAAUCUUGAGCAAACAAGGUGCUAAGAUUCCAACUUACGCUGUUCUACGAACUGAUUUGUGGAUCGCAAACGCGACAUUUUCAAAGGUCUUUUGUGUUUUUUUUUAUUUUGUGUGUGAUUGUCUUUUGUACUGUCUCAAUGCUGAAAAAUCAAUACUAUCAAAGCUUGUUAAAAAUUUUAAUUGUAUAUUUUAAAGUGAAAUGUAGAUUUUGUUUGUAUUUCUUCUUUUGUAUUCUUGAGCAUCAAGACUGCCAAACCAAAUAUUUACUUGUAAACAUUAGAUAAAUAGCCUUUAAGAACUGUUGACUUUGUUUUUCCUCUUAAUACGGACAAUUAAUGAUCACAGCAUCCUUUAUUUACUGUCACGGAGCACUAUGUGACAGACAUCACUGUUUACAUGAGCUUGUCCAUCAAUCAUCAUAAUACUGUAGUUUAUUUGCCAUGACCAGCAACAUUGGACUGUUUUCAAAGGCUGUAAACAAAGUAAUUUUGGUGCUAGAAUGACAAAACUGUUUCUUGAACAUCACAGUAACUGCACUGUACGACAGCCUGAGCUAUAUUUAUGCAUAACCAUUUGUCUAACAUUGGAACUUUGUAUACUUUCAUAAAGUUUUUUUUUGUUGAUGCCACUACAUGUAAAAGAGCGAAUGUGCGUGACUGUACUGUAUGUCAAAAAUCAGCAGCAAACUUGAAAUAGUCAUCAAGCUAGUGUCGAGUUACGAACUUCAGACCAAAGAAAGUGGACCAGGUCGCUCAGGAUGAUGUCGAUUCCCAUAAAUCUCUGGGGUGCAUUGAUUACGGCAAACUGUAUGAAUUUUUUUAGCCAUAAAGAUCCAUGACAGAGAAACCUGAGCACCCUGUACAUGACUAAUGAGUAAUUCCAAAUGCAUUGUUUUUAUACCAUUUUCGAUCCAUCUGUCAGAUCCAAGUGAUCCGCACAAUGUUUGUGAACAUCUGUAUGAAACAACGAAUGGCAAUAAAACAACAUUGGUUAUAUUUUUAAA
Sinocyclocheilus rhinocerous is the source of this 10821-nucleotide messenger RNA. RefSeq names its product fibrillin-2-like. The transcript has 65 exons. NCBI's taxonomy places the organism in Eukaryota, Metazoa, Chordata, Actinopteri, Cypriniformes, Cyprinidae. Gene Ontology annotation, molecular function: calcium ion binding. The record is from RefSeq and is a predicted model, not a curated record. Bases 207 to 8735 code for a protein of 2842 amino acids.